This is a messenger RNA of Pseudozyma flocculosa PF-1, 2418 nucleotides long. RefSeq lists its product as uncharacterized. Gene Ontology annotation, molecular function: oxidoreductase activity. Bases 1 to 2418 code for a protein of 805 amino acids. Lineage: Eukaryota; Fungi; Basidiomycota; Ustilaginomycetes; Ustilaginales; Ustilaginaceae. The record is from RefSeq and is a predicted model, not a curated record. The transcript has a single exon.
AUGGCACCGGUCGCAACCAGCUCGUCGGACGAUGAGCGUCCGCCGCCCUACUCGUCGACCCCCGCUGCCCCACCGGCAUCUGGCGCGCCUCCUUCGCAGCGCACCGUCAGGGUGGCCAUCAUCGGUUCAGGCCUCACCGGCCUCGUGGCGACCUACCUCCUCACUUCAAAGCUCGCCCAGCGGUCGUCCGAGCGGCAGGAUGAAGGGGCCCGUGCACGUUCGCCUUCCGUGCGCAUCUGCGUAGAGAUCUUUGAGCGCUCACAGACGCUCGGCAUGGACAGCGCCAGCAUCUCGGUACCCCUCAAGCUCGUCGACCCGCAGACGGCAGAGCACGACCUCAAGGAUCGCCAGCCAAAGGUCAACGGCGGGCCCGGCUCCGCCAGCUCCUGGCCAGAGCGCCCCGGCAACAGCCUGGCCGCAGGUUGCGAUGAUUCAGCUACCGUCGCUGCCGCCGCCCCUGCUACGGCCGGCAAGUCGAUGCGCAUCGACGUGCCCAUGCGCGCCUUCACCGGCGGAUACUACCCGGAGCUGCUCGCCCUCUACCGCCAUCUGGGCAUCCGAGUCCGCCGCACCAACUUCACCUACUCGUUUGCGUCACUGCCGAGCCGGCUCGAUGCUUCUACCGACUCCGCCUCGCCCGCGCUCGACAGCGGACCUGCGCCGUCGCUAAUCUAUAACGGCGCUUCCGGCCUCCGUGGCAUCAGCAUGCCAUCUGCCAUCUCGUGGCGUCGCUCCGACGAGGACAACUCGAUUGCGGCCCGCCUGGCUGCCGCGUCGGCCUACUUUGGUCGCGUGCUGCUCAUCGUCUUUUCCUAUCUGCAAUUGCUCCUGCUCGCAUCCUGGCACCACCACCUCGGCCACACGUCGGAUCCACACCAUCCCAUCUACACGAUGACACUGCAGCAGUUUGCCCUCGACCCUCUCCCGUCAACGUCGCCCGCUUUCAAGAGCCAGCCGCCAUCUCUGUGGCCGCUCGGCGGGUUGCGCCUUCCUCCGAUGCUCCGCUCCUGGCUGGUCGUCUCGCCCGCCUUUCUGCACGCCACCGUCGUGCCGCUGUUCAGCGCCGUGAUGACGUGCAGCGCCGAGUCGGUGUUGCAGAGCCCUGCGGCCGAGGUGCUCGACUACGUCGCGCUCACCUUUGGCAAGAACCACUACGUCGUGCGCGACGGCGUGCGCGAGGUGGUGCGGCGGUUGCUCGUCCACGUCCCCUCGCCUUCGACGGCGGUCGACGGCGAGGUGGAGACCGAAGGGCGAGAAAGAGAGCCGACCCAUGCCGCAGCACGCUCCGGUGCGGCCUGCAAGGCAGACGCUGGCCCGCAGAGCCGCGUCUGGACGUCGGCCGAGGUGCGCAAGAUCGAGCACCGCAAUGGCAAGGCGUACAUCACCGCAUCGCACGACUUCACUGCCAGUCUGGACGACGGCGGCAGCGAUGCCAUCCCCACGCCCGCCUCUUCGGCCAACGCCACCGAUUCCGAGGGCGACGACGAUACGCCUGGCAGCCGCCAUGCCUCAUCGACGCCGCGCCGUCAGAGGGUGGAGCGGCAGCAUGGCGGGUACGACCACCUCAUCUUCGCCACGCAGGCCAAUCAGGCGGCAUCGUUCCUGGGCCAGUACACCGAGAGCCUGCGCGGCGCUGCAGCUCGCGGUGACGGAAAGGACGAGCAGCGGAAAGGCAAAGACGACGAGGAGCAAGCGACGGCGACGAUCUCGAGACUCGAGGAGAUGCGCGACCGCCUCCUCUCGUUCCGAUACGAGCAGAGCGUCGUCGUCAACCACACCGACACGCGCGUCCUCCCGCCGUGCCGCGACGAUUGGCGGGACCUCAACCUCGUCUCGCCGCUGUCGUCCAGCCUGUCUUUGUCGCCCUCGAUGUCGAGCUCGAAACCCAGGACCGGGUCGAGUGCUCAUCCUGCCGGGGACAAGAAGGAGUGGCGCGCAACGACGCACACGAUGGCAACGCACAUCCUCGUUUCGCCCCGCCAUCCACACGGACGCGGGCAGGAGCAGGAAUCGGAUGGUCGAUGCGUAGGAGGGGCCGGGGCCAGAGUGGGCAAGACGGUGAUGCAGACCACCAACCCGCACACGUCGCUAUUGCCGGACCGACGUCGCAUCCUAUCGCAGUCGCACUUUGAGCGGAUUACGCUCAACGUCGAUGCCAAACUGGCUCGACACCACCUCUUUUCACUCCCGCCGCCCGAGCAAGGGCGAGGGAGGACGAGGAAGCUCGAAUUGGGAAAGUUACAGGGCCGUCCCACGGACGACGAGGGCAAGGGCGUGGGGGUAUGGACGUGUGGAAGCUGGUCGGUCGGUAUCCCCCUCCUCGAGGGAUGCGUCGUCUCGGCACGUCUGGUCGUCGAAGCCCUCCUCGCACAGGAGGGCCUAGAAAUCGAGGGUGGCCCGCCCUGGCUCACAUCGUAG